Molecule: messenger RNA, 1266 nt
Organism: Erigeron canadensis
Lineage: Eukaryota; Viridiplantae; Streptophyta; Magnoliopsida; Asterales; Asteraceae
Product: serine/threonine-protein phosphatase PP1 isozyme 3-like
Exons: 4
Coding region: 76-1005 (309 amino acids)
Cellular component (GO): nucleus; cytoplasm
Molecular function (GO): protein serine/threonine phosphatase activity
Source: RefSeq, a predicted model, not a curated record
UUUCCCUUUCACAACAUAUCCAACCAUAUAUCUCCAGAGUCAGAAAGUUAAAAAAGGGGGGUUUUGCUUGAAGGGAUGGAUCCGAUAGUCGUCGACAAGAUAAUCGAACGGCUAAUUGAAGCCCGAUCAUCGAAUAAAUCCGGCAAGCUUGUUCAGCUGAGCGAGGCUGAAAUCAAACAGCUUUGUGUUGCUUCUCGUGAUAUCUUCAUCAAACAACCUAAUCUUCUUGAACUUGAAGCCCCCAUCAAGAUUUGCGGAGAUAUUCAUGGACAAUAUAGUGAUCUUUUAAGGCUUUUUGAGUAUGGAGGCUUUCCGCCUCAAUCCAAUUAUCUUUUUCUCGGGGAUUAUGUUGAUCGUGGGAAGCAGAGUUUGGAAACGAUAUGUCUUUUGCUUGCGUAUAAAAUCAAGUAUCCAGAGAAUUUUUUCCUGCUCAGAGGAAACCAUGAAUGUGCGUCGAUAAAUAGGAUUUAUGGGUUUUAUGAUGAGUGUAAACGGCGGUUCAAUGUUAAGCUAUGGAAAGUGUUUACCGAUUGUUUUAAUUGUUUACCUGUUGCGGCUCUUAUUGAUGAUAAGAUAUUGUGUAUGCAUGGUGGGCUAUCCCCUGAUCUUACUAACUUGGAUCAGAUUAGAAACUUGUCACGCCCUACUGUUAUCCCUGAUACAGGAUUGCUGUGUGAUUUGUUAUGGUCGGAUCCUAGUAAAGAUGUUAAAGAAUGGGGAAUGAAUGAUCGAGGGGUUUCUUAUACUUUUGGUGCUGAUACGGUUUCCCAGUUUUUAACAAAGCAUGAUCUGGAUCUUGUUUGUCGUGCUCAUCAGGUGGUAGAAGAUGGAUAUGAGUUCUUUGCUGACAGACAGCUUGUAACUAUAUUCUCGGCUCCAAAUUACUGUGGUGAAUUUGAUAAUGCAGGUGCUAUGAUGAGUGUCAAUGAGAAUCUGUUGUGUUCGUUUCAAAUCUUGAAACCAGUUGAGAAGAAAAGUAAGUUUUUGAUGUCCACAAAGAUGUGAUGAGGGUAUAAUAUUUUGGCUGCCUAGCUUCUAAAGGCUAGAUAGGUUGGCUUCUGGAAUCGAAGGGAUGUUUUGCUGUCCUUAUUGGUGCUUCAGCAGCCGAAGAUUAUGGAUCUGAAAGAAAAUUUCCCUUAUCGUUGACUAUUUCCAGAUGGUCUUGGAAUGAAUGUGUAAAUAUUUAGCUUGGUAUAUCUUGUAGUCAAAUGACCCAAAUUCAUUUUUCUGUUUUACAACAUAAAUGCUGAUCGAUUUUAAGACUCA